This is a messenger RNA of Punica granatum (pomegranate), 2168 nucleotides long. NCBI's taxonomy places the organism in Eukaryota, Viridiplantae, Streptophyta, Magnoliopsida, Myrtales, Lythraceae. The record is from RefSeq and is a predicted model, not a curated record.
UAUAUUACGCCCCACCGUAAUCUCUCCCGCUUUCUCCCUCCUCCUCUUCUUCCUCUCUCUCUCUCUCUCUCUCUUUCUCUCUCACUGUAACCCUAAUUCAUCCGUUUCACCUUAGAUAGAGAGAGAAAAAGAGGGUCACAGAAGCUCCAAUUUCCCCCUUCUCUUCCCCUUCCCUUUUCCCCCUUUUCACUUUUGUUCAUCCUCCCCGUAAAUUCUCUUCUCUCAUCAAUGGCUGCUGCGUCACGCCUGGUUCCGUAGAGCUUAGCCUUUGAUUCGGCUUUUAGGGUCUCCGAUCUCCGAGCUUCGGAUUCGAUGGAGCCUCGAGUUGGGAACAAGUUCAGGCUCGGUCGCAAGAUCGGGAGCGGAUCCUUCGGGGAGAUCUACCUCGGUACGAAUAUCCAGACAAAUGAGGAGGUUGCUAUUAAGCUUGAAAAUGUGAAGACGAAGCAUCCCCAACUGUAUUAUGAAUCAAAACUCUAUAAAAUUCUUCAAGGCGGAACUGGUAUUCCAAAUGUGAAGUGGUUUGGGGUUGAAGGUGACUAUAAUGUGCUUGUGAUGGAUUUGCUGGGACCUAGUCUUGAGGAUCUGUUCAACUUUUGCAGUAGAAAGUUGUCCCUCAAGACUGUACUGAUGCUUGCGGAUCAGAUGAUUAAUCGAGUUGAAUUCGUCCACUCAAAAUCAUUUCUACAUCGGGAUAUCAAACCUGAUAAUUUCCUUAUGGGUUUAGGGAGGCGUGCUAACCAGGUCUAUAUUAUUGAUUUUGGUCUCGCGAAGAAGUAUCGAGACACUUCAACUCAUCAACAUAUUCCUUACAGAGAAAAUAAGAAUUUGACUGGGACUGCAAGAUAUGCGAGCAUGAAUACUCACCUUGGGAUAGAACAAAGCCGCAGGGAUGAUCUAGAGUCGCUUGGAUAUGUUCUGAUGUAUUUUCUGAGGGGAAGUCUUCCCUGGCAGGGACUGAAAGCAGGAACAAAGAAACAGAAGUACGAAAAGAUCAGUGAAAAAAAAGUUGCGACAUCUAUUGAGGCCUUGUGCCGGGGCUACCCUUCAGAAUUUGCAUCAUAUUUCCAUUAUUGCCGGUCACUGAGAUUUGAUGAUAGACCUGAUUACGCGUAUCUGAAGAGACUCUUCCGCGACCUUUUUAUCCGCGAAGGAUUUCAGUUCGAUUAUGUGUUUGAUUGGACCAUUUUAAAGUACCAGCAAUCCCAGAUUGCUACUCCUCCCACCCGUGCUCUCGGUUCAGGCACAGGACCAAGUCAUGCAGUGCCUCCAUUUGCUAAUCCAGAUCGGCAGUCAGGUGAAGAUGGAAGACCUUCUGGCUGGUCUCCAGCAGAUCCUUCUCAUAGAAGACCCUCUGGACCCAUGCUGGCUUCUGGGAGUGGGCUUAAGCAGAAAGCUCCAGCUGCAAAUGAUUCUACUAUUUCCAAAGAUGCCAUGUUAUCUUCUCUCAGUUCUUUGCGUCCGGGUGGAUCUUCAAGGAGACCUACUGUAUCGGGCAGCAAUGAUGCAGUGAAUGUUGGGGUGGAUCCUGAUCCUCUCCAUCGCAAGAUAGACUUGAGCCCCGGGGCAAGUCACAAGUAUUCCAGUGCUCAAAGAAGUUCACCCAUCAUAUCCUCAGAGCAGAAGCGCCCGUCUUCAAGGGGUGUCUCAAACAUCAAGAAUUUGGAGUCCACCUUAAGGGGCAUCGAGGGCUUGAACUUUAACAACGGUGACGAGAGAUUGCAGCAUUAGUAACUUCCAAGUCUUGCAAUCACUCUGCCCCUUGUAAAUUCUGCAAAGCUAUACAGCUCAAGGACAGCUGAAGCACUAAAGUCCCUCUGCAUUUUAACAAGUAUGUCGCAACUUUCUCCUCUGUAAUUCCUAUAAUAAGAGGUACACUAGAUGAUAUAAGCGGGGCUUGCUUGCUGCACUGGAGGUGCCAAUUUGGGUUUGUACCCGCUGCUAUUUGCAAAGUCAUCUUUAUAUGUUUGAGAUUCUAUCGUGGUUCUUGUUGUUUGAUCAGUUAAAAACAGCAGAAAGUGUAAGUAGGUGAGUUGUCAUUCUGUAUCUUUUUCACUCACUUCUGAAGAAACGGAGGAUUGAGUCGAGCGUUUCAUUGAUUAGACACUCAAGUCACAUGCUGUAUUUACCAUCGACUUGGGUAUGGAGUCGCGGAAUGUUACUCUCUA